Messenger RNA from Sporothrix schenckii 1099-18, 3402 nucleotides. Its product is annotated as structure-specific recognition protein 1. The record is from RefSeq and is a predicted model, not a curated record. Gene Ontology annotation, biological process: positive regulation of TORC1 signaling. The coding region runs from base 1 to 3402 and encodes 1133 amino acids. Gene Ontology annotation, molecular function: protein binding. Gene Ontology annotation, cellular component: cytoplasm. The transcript has a single exon. NCBI's taxonomy places the organism in Eukaryota, Fungi, Ascomycota, Sordariomycetes, Ophiostomatales, Ophiostomataceae.
AUGGAUGGGCCGGAGACGGGCCUGGUGCGUUGGUCGCCGAAUGCGAGCAUCGACUCGUUUUUGCACGUCAACCUGCACCACCGCGUCGUGCAGCUCUACAAGCCGACGGGCUACGCAAAGACAGGCCUGUUCGAGUACCAGAACGUGUCCAGGCACGAAGACUUUCCAACACUGACGUCGUUUGAUUGGUCGCCGACGGUCUCGGGCGUUGUGGCGAUCGGCACGCCCACGGGCGUCGUCAACCUGCUCAAAAUCGACGACGACUCCAACGCCUACGUGGAGCUCAACCUCAAAAUGUCGCGCACGUGCCAGGCCGUGGCGUUCAGCACGUCCAACCUGCUCGCCGUGGGCCUGGACCGCGUGCGCAGCGACCGCAGUCUGUACAUCUGGGACGUGAACCGGCUGUCGUCGUCGGCGCGGCCCGUCGAUGCAGCCAGCAUCGGCUCGGGUGCCACCGCAUCGGCCGGCGGGUUCCCCAAGGACAUGGAGCCCUUUGGCGAGCCGAUCGAGGUGCGCGAGGCCAGCGUGUCCGUGUCGAGCGUGCGCUUCUUCGAGGACAACCCCAGCACGCUCGUGGUCGGCAUCAAAGGCCAGGGCCUGCGCAUCCACGACCUGCGCGAUCCCGGCCUGCACCCGCUCCAGUUUCAGACGCGCUGCACCAACAACCUGGCCAUUGACUACGCGGACCCCAACUACGUUGCCUCGUCGGCGCUCGACCACCCGGGCAUCAUGGUCUGGGACAAGCGCGCCACGAGCCGGUCCAUGGCCUCGCCGCUGUAUCUGGACGCGGUCGACGUCGACGAGCUGCCGUGGGGCGGCGCUCUGCGUCUCGACCGCGCCGUCACGCCCGAGUCCGAGCAGGCCAUCAACGAGAGCAAGGCGUCCGUCAUCCGUGCGCUGCGCUACUGUCGCGACCACCGCGGCAUGCUGGGCGUGCUCUCCGGGUCCGGCCAGCUCAAGGUCUACGAGACGAAGCACGAGUACUGCCCGCCGGAGCUGAUUGCCGACCACAGCCCCGAGCUGCUCGAGGUGCGCCGGUCCAACGAGAUGGACAACCAGUACUCGGACCCGCGCCACAAGAACGAGCGCAUUGUGUCGUUUGACUGGGUCACGAUCGGGUCGCCCGCGCUGCGGCCGCGCGUGCUCGUCCUGCGCGCCAACGGCAGCUACGACAUUCUCGAGAAGCCGUCGUUUACGACCACGUACCCGUUUAAGCUCAUCCCCUGGACGGCGCCGUACCGCGGCCUGGAAGAGGGCGCAUCGUACCACGCGAUGAUGCAGUUCGAGACGAACCAGGCGACCGAGGUGCUGUACCCGGUGGCCUUUGAAGAGGCGCUAGCCGACAUCCCCAUUUUUGCGUCCGAUGCCACCGAGAUCAACGGCGCGAUCCAAAAAGCGCAAAAAGAGCGCGCGGCACAGAUCGACGCCGAUGCGCUGGCGCAGGCCAAGACGUCGCGGCUGUCGCCCGAGUUCUAUUCGGCCAAGACCGUGGCCAAAAAGCUCAAGAUCCUGCGGGCAUUCGAGAAGAAGCAUCUGCGGCAGCCGCCCAAAAAGGGAGCGGCACAGGAUGCGCGUGCAGGAACAGCACCGACAGCACCAACGGCUACAGCAGCUGCAACAGCCGCAUCAACAGCAGGUUCGCUGGCCGACCUGACCGACUCGACAGCAUCACUGGCAUCCGUCUCGGGCCGGCCACUGACCAGCCAGGAGCUGCACGAAAGCCUGCUGUCCUCCACAUUGGCGCGGCAGGGUUUCCCGUCCGAGGCGCAAGCGGUGCUCGACCACGUCAUGUUGCUCCGCGCCAAGGAGCGGUAUCUGUUCCACUGCGCCCGGAACCAAGAGAUUGUGGCAGACGACCCGUGGCUGUGCGACGUCUGGGGCUGGCUAGGCGAUGCCGAGGCGGCCGCCGACGGCGGCGACAUGACGGCGCACUACCUCGACUUGUCGUACAUGGGCGUGGCCGGCAUCUGGUUCGAGGACCUCGGCACCAACAAAGACGCGCGCAUCUACGGCAUCGACCCGUCGUCGUCGCCCUCCUUCCCCGACGCGUCCAACUGGCAGCGCACCAUUAGCUCCAUCUGCCGGAAACGCGGCGUCCGGCGCUACGAGGGCGUCGAGACGCGGAAACCACACCACCGCCAGCUGUGCCUCGAAAUCUGCGGCUGGGGCCGUCCGCCGGCCAGCAGCCUUGCCGCCAACCACAGCGGCAGCGACGGCGCAGACGGCAGCGGCGAAACGGACACGGCCACCGAGCGGACGACGUCGUACCACACCAUGGCGGCGGCCCAGGCGCUGUUCCGCGGCGACAACCGCCAAGCCGUGCAGAUUCUCAAGAUGGCCAGCACCGAGCACCCCGAGCUGCUCUUUGUCUCGCUAGCGCUGCAGCUGAUGGGCCGCCGCGACGAAGAGGGGAUCAAGAACGGCGCGGCCGGCGGCGGCACGGUGCUGGGCGCCCGGGGCGACCGCGACCAGCUCGACUUUGACGAGGCGCUCGCGUCCAAGACCGACCCCUACUUGCGCGCCAUCUCCUCGCUCAUCGCCACCGGCGACUGGACCACCAUUGCGCACCAGACGUCGCUGCCCCUGCGCGAGCGCGUCUUUGUGGCGGUCCGCAUGUUUGACGACGACCAGCUGUCCGCCUGGCUGCGCGACACGCUCGCCGAGGCCGUGCGCACGGGCGACGUCGAGGGCCUGGUGCUGACGGGCCUCACCGAGCCCGCCGUCGACAUCUGGGCCCGCUACGUCGACAAGUUCCACGACGUCCAGACCGCGACGCUCGUCAUGUCCAUGGCGGCGCCGCGCUUUGUCGACGACUACCGCUGCACCGCCUGGCGCACCGCCUACCGCGCCUACUUGCAGCGCCACCGCGCCUUCUUCCAGCGCGCCAAGUUCGAGGUCGAGAGCACCAAGCGCAGCAAGGGCGCCGCCGACGGCCGGCCCAAAGUCGCACCGCCGGCACGCCAGAUUGCGCUGCGCUGUGUCUAUUGCGACGCGCAAACGCGGCUCGCCGUGCCGCCGCCGGCGUCGGGCGUCAGCGCCGGCGCCAGCGGUAGUACCAGCGGUAGCGGCGUGCUGGGCAGCGUCGUGGCCCUCGACAACCACAACCAGCUGCCGGCCAAGCUGGCCAUGGCGGGCGUCAGCUGCCCCAACUGCAAGCGGCACCUCCCCCGGUGCGUCGUGUGCCUCGAAAUCGUGGGCACGCCGCGGUCCGACCGGCCCGAGGCCUCGGCGGACGCGGACACGCGGCUGGCGGCGCGCUUCCCGACGUUUUGUCUCAAGUGCGACCAUGUGUUGCACCUGGACCACGCGCGGCAGUGGUUCUCGCGGCACGCCGAGUGUCCUGUGCCCGAGUGCAGGUGCCGGUGCAACUUCCGGGCCAACCCCGAGCUGAACUACCAGUAA